AUGAGGUUCAAAGCGAGACUCGACAAGCAGCCCAUUGAGAAUCAAAUAUCGGUGACGAGGGCCGGCCUGUUCACCACUAGGUUUCGGCGAAUUUUCGGUGCAUUUGGCGAGAUCCCGGUGAGGGAGUUCCGUUCUUCGAUUGAAGAAGCCACUGACAGUGACCUUGCGGCAGAGGCAGGCAAAGAUGGUGAGCCAGGGCCACCCGAUUUUCUUGCAGAUAUGACCACCGACGGGCCGCGACCUCUGCACCUGCACCACCCGACGAUCCCUCUUCCACCAGCGACCUUCUGUUCAGCUGCCGUCGCUCGAGCCACCCCGACAGACCCCAGCCACGAGCCUUCUGGUCAGCCGCGAGCCUCAAUCGAGCCCCGUCGAGGAAGCCGCGAUCUGGAACCUUGCCGAUGA
Messenger RNA from Striga asiatica, 405 nucleotides. Lineage: Eukaryota; Viridiplantae; Streptophyta; Magnoliopsida; Lamiales; Orobanchaceae. The record is from the annotation of a GenBank genome assembly.